UCGCCUGUGACAGAGCGGCCCCAGCCACCACCAGCUCAGACAGUAAAGCGGCACAGCCCGGUGAGCUCAUCUAACCUCACACCGGACACGAGCCACUUAGCUUCGGCCAAGCCUCGAGCGUCAACCGGCCUGUGUCUCUCUUCUCCACCCCCCCACGCACCCGCGUUCUUAUUCCGCCGAAAAGAUGUCCAAAGACACGGAAGGGAGGAGCGAGAAGAUCAUGGACAUGGAGAGCAAGGUGUUGUGGUACCCGGACUCCAAGAGGAACACACGGAUGGACACGUUUAGGAAACAGGUCAACGGAGGCUACGGACUUAACCUCGUCAACUACCACGAGCUGUACCAGUGGUCGGUGGACAGUUAUCCAGAUUUCUGGGGAGAAGUGUGGCGCUUCUGCGGCGUAGUGAGCUCCAAGCCAUACGAACAGGUUGUGGAUUUCACAAAGCGGAUCUCGGACGUUCCGGAGUGGUUUAAAGGAGCCCGCCUCAACUACGCCGAGAACUUGCUCAAACACGCAGACCACGACAAAGUGGCUAUCUAUGCCGCAACCGAGGCGAACGAUGAGAUCGCGAAGGUGACGUUCGGGGAGCUGAGGCGGGACGUGGCGUUGUUCGCUGCGGCCAUGAGGAAGAUGGGCCUCCAGACUGGAGACCGGGUCGUAGGCUACCUGCCCAAUGGUAUCCAUGCAGUGGAGGCCAUGUUAGCCGCAGCCAGCAUUGGAGCCAUUUGGAGCUCCACGUCGGUCGACUUUGGAGUCAACGGUGUCCUCGACAGGUUUUCUCAGAUCCAGCCCAAGCUGAUCUUUUCUGUUGCUGCUGUGGUUUACAACGGCAAAACACACGACCACAUGGAAAAGCUGACCAGCGUUGUCAAAGGUCUGCCUGACCUGAAGAAAGUAGUGGUGAUUCCCUACGCUCGCUCCAAACAAGACACUGACCUCUCCAAGAUACCCAACAGUGUAUUCAUCGACGACUUCUUGGCAUCCGGCCGCGGCGAGGCCGACCAGCUUCCUCAGCUGGAGUUCGAGCAGCUACCUUUCAACCAUCCUCUGUUCAUCAUGUACUCCUCUGGCACCACGGGAGCUCCGAAGUGCAUGGUCCACUCUGCUGGGGGCACGCUCAUCCAACAUCUGAAAGAACACAUUCUCCACGGCAAUAUGACCAGCAGUGAUGUCAUCAUUUACUACACCACGACCGGCUGGAUGAUGUGGAACUGGCUGGUGUCUGCUCUGGCAGUGGGGGCCUCUGUGGUUUUAUAUGACGGUUCUCCUCUGAUGCCCACACCCGAUGUACUGUGGAACCUGACAGACCAGCUGGGCAUCACCAUCUUGGGUACCGGGGCCAAGUGGCUGUCGGUUUUGCAGGAGAAGAACCUGAAACCCGCGGAAACGCACAACCUCCAGUCGCUCCACACCAUCCUGUCGACCGGGUCUCCCCUCAAACCUCUGAGCUACGACUACGUCUACCGCUGCAUCAAGAGCAACGUUCUGCUGGGCUCCAUCUCAGGCGGCACCGACAUCGUGUCCUGUUUCAUGGGUCAGAACCCCACCGUUCCCGUGUAUCGGGGGGAGAUCCAAACGAGAAACCUGGGCAUCGCUGUGGAGGCCUGGGGCCUCGAUGGUAAGCCCGUGUGGGGAGAGAGUGGGGAGCUCGUCUGCUUGAAGCCGAUCCCCUGCCAGCCAACGCACUUCUGGAACGACGACAACGGGAGCAAAUACCACAAAGCCUACUUUUCUACAUACCCUGGGGUUUGGGCUCACGGGGAUUACUGCAAAAUCAACCCGAAGACGGGAGGCGUCGUCAUGCUGGGCAGAAGUGACGGCACGUUGAACCCCAACGGAGUGCGAUUUGGCAGCUCGGAGAUCUACAACAUCGUGGAGGCCUUCGAGGAGGUGACGGACAGCCUCUGUGUUCCCCAGUACAACGGCGACGGAGAAGAGCGAGUCAUUUUGUUCCUAAAGAUGGCGCCCGGCAGGCCUUUCUGUCCGGAGUUGGUUGCCAAGAUAAAAGGAGCCAUUAGGAAAGCCCUGUCGGCCAAGCACAUCCCCGCUCUGCUGCUGGAGACCAGAGACAUUCCAUACACCAUCAGCGGUAAGAAGGUGGAGGUGGCGGUGAAGCAGGUGAUUGCCGGACGGGAGGUGGCGCAGAGAGGAGCCUUCUCCAACCCCGACUCGCUGGAUCUCUACAAGAACAUUCCCCAACUGCAAAACUAUUAGAAGGUCGAGGCCUCGCCCGCGAAAAGAGAGAGACCACCGGACAAGGAUUCCACUUCAUUCAAAUUCACGGGAGCCCGGGAGAUCCAAAAGGCCCUCGGAGCCCUUCCUACUGUGGCAUCAGGAGAGUGUUCGAAAUUAAACAAAAUAAUGGUUCAAAUAAUAUGUCCCAACGCGAGCUGUGCCGCUGCAUUGGCUAUCUUCCAGUCUUCUGACGUCCUUCAGGUAAAUGCGGGAUGCUGUGGGUGUAAUUCUGUGGCACACUGCACACACCGCCCCCCCCCCCCCCCCCUGCGCUGUGAUUUAUGGUGGCGUAGCUUUGGCUCCGCGGGUUGGUGGCACUCAGCCAACGAGGCUGCCGUAUCUCUCUGUGUCUCAAGCUUUAACCCAAGUGAUGGUUCUGACUGGGUCCCAGCCGGGAAACACACACACACACACACACACACACACACAUGGGAUUAACACCUCAGCUUCAACUCAUAGCACCAUGUCAUUGUAAUGUGGUGCAUAUUGCUUUAACAAAUGUGUAUGUGUCUAUAUAUACAUGAAUAUAUAUAUAUAUAUAUAUAUAUACCUAUAUAUCUAUUUUGGACUGUGAUAUAAUGAUAACAUUAUCAUUGUUCUUUAGAAGAUCGUGACCCAAGAAAUGUAGUUUGAUUCUAUAAACUAGGGGGUUUCUGGGUGAAAACUAAACCUACUCAUCUUUUAUCAAGCUCAAAAAGUCGAUCUCUGUGCUUAUACGUGUUCCAAUCCUAUCAGCGAUUUGACUUUGUAACAAUUGAAUCUUGUUUCAUUCCGCCCACGAGACAUGAAGGCGAGCGUGAAGUCACAUUGGCCCCCGUUUGUAAAGGUCAAGUCAGCCAAGGUCAAUGUGCGAUGUGAAAGUGAGGUUUAUUUUCACCACAGAAGCCUGUGUGUGUGUUUGUCCCGUCGCUCUGCUGCGUGCUUCCUGAUAACUAGUCAGCCUGUUAUUGCUUUGUACAAGGGGAAGCUGAAUUAUUUAUACAAAGGGACCUGAUGACAGUGGACUCGGGUCACAAGGAGCCAGACACAGCGUACAAUAACAACAACAACAAAAAAAUUGGGUUUCAUUUCCUGUUGGGAGCCUUUGAUCUUUGGGGGGAAAAGGAAGCAUUUUAUACUGACCCGUAUUUCUAACUGGACCGUUUUUUUUUUCAGUCUUGAGUCUGAAUUAUUUUGAUAAAUUUAAAGGUAUGAAUGUGAAUCUUUGAAGGUUUUCACCAAUAGCAGCUUGGGAUACAUCUUCCUUCCAAUGGUGUCACACCAUUGUACUGAUUGGCAGUAAUUUAAAUCAGCCUGACUAAUGCUUUUUCUUCAUCUAUACUGUUGCUUUGGGAAAGAAGAUUAAUGUAAAGAGGGCUUCUUUUUUUUUUUUUUUUUUUCAAAACGAUGCAAAGGCUCUUUCUGAUGGAGACAAGGACCAUAUUGUCCAUCCAGCACUUUAGUACUGUCUACUGUAGGAGAUCAUAAUGCAUUCUGGGUAAAAUGGCAGAUGUACUGUUUUG
Molecule: messenger RNA, 3738 nt
Organism: Pungitius pungitius (ninespine stickleback)
Lineage: Eukaryota; Metazoa; Chordata; Actinopteri; Perciformes; Gasterosteidae
Gene: aacs
Product: acetoacetyl-CoA synthetase
Exons: 18
Coding region: 185-2215 (676 amino acids)
Biological process (GO): lipid metabolic process; positive regulation of insulin secretion
Molecular function (GO): acetoacetate-CoA ligase activity
Source: RefSeq, a predicted model, not a curated record